GGUGGUGCGAAAAAGCACCCAUUUUACCACAUUGUCGUUAGCGACAAGCGCAAGCCGCGUGAUAGUGGUUAUAUUGAGCGCAUUGGUUAUUUUAACCCGGUUGCUCGUGGUCAAGAAGUGCGUUUGCACAUUGAGCAAGAUCGCGUUGCCUAUUGGGUUGCUUGUGGCGCUCAACCAACGGAUCGUGUUGCGAAACUGUUGAAAGAAUCAGCUGAAACACCUGAUAUGAUAACGCUCGGAAAAAUUUCCGCUGCUUUUGGUAUAAAAGGUUGGGUCAAAGUGUUUUCACACACGCAUCAAUUAGAUGGGAUUUUGGGGUAUGCCCCUUGGUCUUUGAAGGUUGCAGGUGAAUGGAAGCCUUGUAAGUUACUUUACGGACAGGUGCAGGGUAAAAGUAUUGUUGCGCAAUUAGAUGGCGUGACUGAUCGUACCCAAGCUGAGAAGUUGAUCGGUUGUGAAAUCGGUGUUCCGCGUGAUCGCUUACACAAGCUGGAUGCAGAUGAGUACUAUUGGGCUGAUUUGAUCGGUAUGGAUGUGGUGACAGUUGACGGCGUA
Darwinula stevensoni is the source of this 555-nucleotide messenger RNA. NCBI's taxonomy places the organism in Eukaryota, Metazoa, Arthropoda, Ostracoda, Podocopida, Darwinulidae. The record is from the annotation of a GenBank genome assembly.